Molecule: messenger RNA, 318 nt
Organism: Rhizophagus irregularis DAOM 181602=DAOM 197198
Lineage: Eukaryota; Fungi; Glomeromycota; Glomeromycetes; Glomerales; Glomeraceae
Source: RefSeq, a predicted model, not a curated record
AUGGUGCCCCUUCGACCUGUGCCUUUACCAUCCGUUUUACAAUCAAUACAAACUUCCAUUGAUUCUUCUUAUGAUAUAUUAUCUCCUACAAAUUUACCAAUUUCAUUUCCUAGUACCGUACCGUACUAUUCAAAUUCUACGGUACCAUCAAACAAUUGUCCACCUGAUCAAAACCCAUAUUCUCUUUCACCUACAUACCUUUUUAAUUCUAGCUCAUUUGCUACAUCUCAUAAUAGUAGUAUAACUGCGUCCAGUACUUUGAAUUUCUCAAGUUCCGAUAAUAGACAAGAAGAAAAUAGACUUUACUAUUAUGUUUAA